Molecule: messenger RNA, 9909 nt
Organism: Doryrhamphus excisus (bluestripe pipefish)
Lineage: Eukaryota; Metazoa; Chordata; Actinopteri; Syngnathiformes; Syngnathidae
Source: RefSeq, a predicted model, not a curated record
UGAUUGACAGCGGACAGCAGCUGCUGAGUUGCCCAGACAUGGCGGAGGAUACAGCGGAGCGGAGGCACGGCGCCGGACUUCCAUGACUUUUUCCCAGCAGCAGAGUCGUCUCCGGGCCGUCGAAGGCUACACCAGAGCGGGGGAAAUGUGUCGGACCGACGCGGACGAGGAAGCGAGGCGAAAGACGUCGCGAACGGCCAAACGCGAGUAAAAAAGAUGGGACAAUGUAUCGCUGUUUAGUGCAGUCAACAGCCCUGGGCAACAAAUAUGGCUCCUUGUGCCUUUUUGCUGUAAACAUUCGUCUCCCAAUGCCGCGGUGGCUACGGCGAACUUGUGCCGCAAGCCGCGAUAGUAAGCUGACUUCCGUAAGCUCUCGGUACUUUUAAUUCGGCACAGGAUAUUCCUUGCGUUAGCCGGCAAAGCUAAGGCGCCUGCGAGCAGCCAUGGAGCCAAAGCACAAAGAGUUGCUCGACCAGUGCCACCAGAACUUACUGGAGUCCAUAACGGACGCCGACAGAGUCAUCGAGCUGCUCGUCGUCUCCGGUGCCUUGAGCCAGCUCGAUCGCUUCGAACUGGACCAGAACUGCUCGUCCAGCGCGGAGAAGGUGGAGCACCUCCUGAAGAUGCUGAUGAACAAGGAGAGCGACCAUUUCCUGGACCUGUGUGUGGCCCUGGAGAAGGCGUACCCGGACCUGCACGCUGCCCUCUUCUGCAGCAGCAACGGCGGGGGACCUGUGGACCACAACACCGGUUCCACAUACAGCGUCCUUUCCACCAUGCCGUCCGACUCCGAGAGCAGUAGCUCCCUCAGUAGCGUCGGUUCGCCCGUGAACGGCGAGGCGUCCUCCCCUCCCCCCGCCAUCAACGACAACCGGCCCCCCGGCGACAACCUGGACACGGUGUUGUUUCAGCUCCGCCAGGUGACCAGGGAGAGGGACGAACUCCGCAAGCGUCUGGCCUUGGCAUCGCCCGGCACCACCUUUGAUGACUGCAGGCCAAAUUCCAAAGCCAGCCACGACUAUGAGCGCUUAAAAAGCCAGUGCAUGAGAGCCAUGGCGGACCUGCAGUCUCUCCAGAACCAGCACACCAAGACCCUGAAGAGGUGCGAGGAGGCUGUCAAAGAGGCUGACUUCUACCACAUGCUGCACAGUCGCGUCCUGGGCGAGCAGAUGCAGCUCAAGGAGGAGAUGGAGACGCUGAGGAGGGACAACGCUCAACUGGUCCGAGAGCACAACCACCUGAAACAGAACUGCGAGGAGCUCAAACGUCUGCACGGUCAAGACCAGCAGGAGUUGGCGGACCUGCGACUGCAACAGCAGCAGGUGAUGCGAGAAAAGGGCUCCUCUGAGGUGCUGAACAAGCUGUACGACACGGCCAUGGACAAGCUGGAGGGCGUGAAGAAGGAGUACGACGCCCUCAGCAAGCGCCACAGUGAAAAGGUGGCCACCCACAACACCGACCUGAGCCGCCUGGAGCAGGCCGAGGAGGAGAACCGGCGGCUGCAGAAGCAGAUGGACGCGUUGCUGGUGCAGCGCGACUCGGCCAUGCACUACCAGCAGCAGUACUCCACUUCGAUGAGGAGGUUUGAUUCCGUGCAGCAGGAGCUGAGCAAGUCCUCGGCCCAGAACAAGGAGCUCCAGCGCGAGAUGGAGCGGCUGCAGUCGGAGGUGACGCGCUACAAGAACCUGCAGCUGAAGGCGUCCAAGGACUGCGACAAGUACAAGGAGGAGAGGGACUCGGUCUUCAACGAGUACCGCCUCAUCAUGAGCGAGCGGGACCAGGUGAUCAAGGAGCUGGACAAGCUGCAGACGGAGCUGGAGGCGGCCGAGGCCCGACUGAAGAACACCUCCUCGGAGAGGGUGGUGGCCAGCGAGGAGCUGGAGGCGCUCAGACAGGAGUUGAACUCGUCCCUGGUGGACCGCGACAGGGCCAUCUGCGAGAGGAACGAGCUCCUGGAGAAGUACUGCCACGAGGUGAAGGACAAAGCCGAGGCCCAGAAGGAGCUGAGCCAGGCCUGCAAGGACAUCGAGAUGGUGCGAGAGGAGCGGGACGUGGCCCGCAAGGAGCGGACGGAGGCCAUCAUUCAAAGGGAUCAGCUCCUGCGGGAGUACUACCAGGCACGGCAGAAACAAGACUCGGCCACGCUGGACAUGGAGCGUGCCAACAAGGAGAUCGAGAUGCUGAGGAAGCAGUAUGAGGCCAUGUCCCAGGAGCUGAAGGAAGCCACGCAGGAGACCGAGGUGGCCAAAUGUCGCCGGGACUGGGCCUUCCAAGAGCGGGACAAAAUCGUGGCGGAGAGGGAGAGCAUCAGGACGCUGUGCGAUAACCUCCGUCGGGAGCGGGACCGAGCGGUCAGCGACCUCGCCGACGCCCUGCGGAAUCUGGACGACACGAGGAAACAGAAGAACGACUCUUUACGAGAGCUGAAGGAGAUGAAGGAGAAAAUGGAGGGCCAGCUGGAGAAGGAGGCCCGCUUCUGUCAGCUUAUGGCCCACAGCUCCCACGACUCGGCCAUCGACACGGACUCCCUGGAGUGGGAGACGGAGGUGGUGGAGUUUGAGAAAGAUCGGGACGACAUGGACUUGAAGGCGCUCGGGUUCGACAUCGCCGAGGGGGUGAACGACCCGUAUCUGCCGGGAGAUUGUGGGAUAUUUGUGACGCGGGUGGACAAAGGAAGUAUUGCUGAUGGCAGGCUAAGGGUGAACGAUUGGUUGCUGAAGAUAAACGACAUGGACCUGACCAACAAGGACAGGAAGCAGGUGAUGAAGGCGGUCCUUAACGUUGGCGGCUUGAUCAACAUGGUGGUGCGGAGGAGGAAGUCUCUGGGCGGACGGCUGGUCACCCCCGUUCAUAUCAACCUCAUGGGGCAUAAAGACAGCGGAAUCGGCCUGGAGAACGGCGUGUUCGUCACCACGGUGGUCCAGGGCAGUCCGGCCGCCAGGGAGGGCUCGCUCACCGUGGGAGACAGACUGAUCGCUAUAAACGGCAUCGCUCUAGAUAACAAGUCUGUGACAGAGUGUGAGGCCCUGUUGAGGAACGGCAGGGACUCCCUCAGCCUGUCUCUCAUGAAGUUCUUCCCUCACAGCUCAUCCGGCCAGAACAUCUUUGAGAGUCUGCGCGAUCCCUCUGAGAAGUCCAACGGGCGAGUUCACCUGUCGGAAAUCCACGCCCGGAAUAGCCGCAACCUCAAACACAACAGCUCCACGCAGACGGACAUCUUCUGCCCCGACGCAAGCGCCGUCUCCGGGGAGAGGAGGAAGCUCCGAGGGGAACCCGAUGAGCUCUACGCCGACAUGGGCAAGCCCUUCUCCAUGGGUUUCCUUCACGCCACCAGCCUGCGGCCGGCGUCCGACUUGGGCGCCGGCCGCUACGGCCCCAGCGCCUUCCAAGAGUGCUGCCCCUACGCGAAGGCGCCUUCGUCCUUGCCGUUUGACCCCGUCUCCGCUCCGGAGUGCCUCACCGUGGAGGCCGGCCAGGACAGGAAGCACAGCGGAGGAACGUGGCCCAAGAUGGUGGCGGCAGGCAUGUCGGUGGCGCCAGACAACACCAGCCCGGUCACGGCGGCGGCGCAGCUCUCCAUCUAUAAAUCACCCAAGCAGAGGAAGUCCAUCUUCGACCCGGACACCUUCAAGCGCCCUGAAACGCCCUCCUCCAAGAUGGAGUACAUGGCGGCCAAUCAGAUGGCGGCAGCAUCGCACUCUCCGCAGCCCUCAAAGACUGACUCCUCCUCCUCCACUCCCACCCCCACGCCCCCGACGCCGCCCACCCGCAGCGACUCCUUCAAGUUCAAACACAAACAUCAAAGCAGCUCCGCCUCCGACUGCACCAUCACGUCGGACGGCAAGGGCGACGCCGCCGUCUCUGCGGCGACGGGCGAGCGAGAGAGAGACCGGAACGGGAACCACUACUUCCUGGACGGUAAAGUCCUGACCUCCAGGAAGUCGUGCGACGAGGACAUCGGGCGCACCAGAGGGGAGGAGCCGGAAGUGAAGAGGCCGCGCCCCAAGUCCGCCCCCGCCCUUCGCCGCAGGAUGACGCCACAGACCAUCACUCUUCCCGCCUUCCAGAGAACGCCACCCUGUUCCUGUCAUCCAUCCCAGAGCUACUCCAACGACGAGCAUUCGCCAGAACCCAGGGACAUGCUACGCUCCUCCCCCAGUCGCUCCCACCGCCACAGCGUCGGCUUCGUCCCCACCGUCUACAACGGCACCCUGCCCCCCAAUUCAGCCCACCGGGGCUUGUCCCCCUGCCCCGCCGUGACGGCCGUGAUGAGGAAUCCCGUGUACACGGUACGCAGCCAUCGUGUACACGCCAGCAACUGUCCGUCCGUCGCCUCCCAGAUCUGUCACCAGCACGCCCCCACCAGCCCCCAGCAUCAGGGUCGACUGAGCCUGGAUCUCAGCCAGCAGAAGCGGGUCGGCGACUACGCCGAAUCCUCAUCGUCACGCAGCAGCCGGGCCUCACACGGUACAAACUCACUGCCCUCCGGCGCACGGCUCGGUUCGUCUAAUAAUGUCCAGUACCGAGCCGAGAGGAUCAAGAUCCCUUCCACGCCUCGCUAUCCUCGCUCCAUGCUGGGCUCAGACCGAGGCUCCCUCUCGCAUUCCGAGUGCAGCAGCCCCAGCCUCAUCACGCCGCCGCAGUCGCCGCUCAAUCUGGAGACUUCCUCCUACGCCAGCAACCAAUCACAGGGCUCCAUUUCCACUUUACCUCGCAUCUCGGUCAGCCCGGUGCCGAUCGGGGAGCGCAGGAAAGACAGAUCUCUUUACCGUAACCGAUCCUUUCUAAGGAUUCCUCUGGCUGCGAGGCCGAGGUUCUCCUCUCUCAGGAGCCUCAGGCCUUACUUGGAGGAACCUCGCAACGUCAUCGUGCAAAAAGGCGCCGAGCCUCUAGGCAUCUCCAUCGUAAGCGGCGAGAACGGCGGCAUCUUUGUCUCCAAGGUGACCGGAGGCAGCAUCGCCCACCAGGCAGGACUGGAGUACGGGGACCAGUUACUGGAGUUCAACGGCAUCAACUUGCGUAACGCCACGGAGCAGCAGGCUCGCCUCAUCAUUGGUCAGCAGUGUGACACCAUCACCAUCAUGGCCCAGUACAACCCCCACAUGUACCAGCUGGGAAACCACUCCCGCUCCAGCUCUCGUCUGGAGCCGGUCAGCACUCAGUCGACGCCGCAGGGGAGCGGCGCCGCCACCCCGGACAAUCACUCCGCCAUCGACACGCUCAGCGAACAGGACGAGGGCACCCUCACCCCGUCCUCCAAACAGACCACGCCCACCACCAGCCCCCGCAGCUACGUCAGUAAGAAGGCGGCGGAGCCUCGACUGGUGACGGUGCACAGGCCCGGCGUGGAGGUGGGGGUCACGCUCUGCGGAGGGAACCUGCGGGGGGUCUACAUAGAAAGCCUGGAUGAGGACAGUCCCGCCCGGGGGGCUGAUGGCCUGCGUCCUGGCGACCUCAUCUUGGAGUACAAUGCGGUGACGAUGAAGAAUAAGACGGCGGAGGAAGUCUAUGUAGAAAUGUUGAAGCCGGCCGAGACGGUCACCUUGAAGGUGCAGCAUCGAGCCGACGACUUCGACCUGAUCAAAGACCUUCCAGGCGAUGGAUUUUAUAUCAGAGCACUUUACGAGCGUGUGGGGGAGGCGGAGGGGGACCUGACGUUCAAGAAGGAUGACAUCCUGUACGUGGAUGAGUCGCUACCAAAGGGCAGCUUCGGGACGUGGAUGGCCUGGCAGCUGGACGAGAACGCGCAGAAGAUCCAGAGGGGGCAGAUCCCCAGCAAGUACAUGAUGGACCAGGAGUUUUACCGCCGACACAGCGUGACGGAAAUGAAGGAAGACUCGGGCAAGACGCUGUCGGCGGCCGCCCGCCGCUCCUUCUUCAGGAGGAAGCAGAAACACAAGCGCAGCAGCUCCAAAGACAGCAAGGAGACGGUGGCUCUGGACGCCAUCAGCACCGACUCCAUCCCCUUCCUGGAGGACUGCGUCAGUCUGGCCUACCAGAGGGUCCAGAAGGUGGAGUGCACCUCUCCCAGACCCGUGCUGGUCCUGGGGCCGCUGACGGACCCCAUCAAGGAGAUGCUGGUCAAGGAGUCUCCGGGGAAGUUCUGCAGAUGUCUGCUAGAGGUGAUGAAGGCGUCCCAGCAGGCCAUCGAGCGAGGCGUCAAGGACUGCCUCUUCAUCGACUACAAGCGCCGCAGCGGCCAUUUUGACGUGACCACCGUGACCUCCAUCAAGGAAAUAACGGAGAAGGGGUGCCACUGUUUGCUGGACAUCGCGCCGCACGCCAUCGAGAGGCUGCACAGCGUUCACAUUUAUCCCAUCGUCGUCUUUGUACGCUACAAGAACGCCAAGCAGAUCAAGGAGCAGAAAGAUCCCGUGUAUCUGCGUGACAAAGUAUCUCAGAAACAUUCCAAGGAGCAGUUUGAAAGCGCACAGAAGAUGGAGCAGGACUACAGCAAGUUCUUCACAGGAAUCGUCCAGGGCGGCUCCCUCCCUUACAUUUGCACUCAGAUCACCACGAUAGUGGAUCAAGAACAAAGUAAAGUCCUGUGGACUCCACUGGGCGGCCCCUAGUGGACCAGGGCGGCCCCUAGUGGACCAGGGCGGCCCCUAGUGGACCAGGGCGGCUCCUCCCUCCCUCUCUCUCCCUCACACGUUAGGUACACGACAGUACGUCGAUGCUCGCUACCCGUUGUCUUCAUUUCCUGUUGGUACUGAAGAGCAGAAACGUAGCAGCACUUCACCUCCAAGUUCCUCCAGUCUUCCCUCCAGGAAUCCAUCUCAAAGCGUCCUCGUUGUCCCUUUACGGUCUUAGACUUGACUCUGCAAUAUGACCCGACAUGACCCCCACCACCCCCCCACACUUUAAGACCAGGUAUCCCACCAGGACCAGGCCCGACUGCGAAGCGUACAGGAAGACGCCCAUACAAAUAAAAAUGGCCGCCUCUGGUUCCUCAUGAAGAGUGAAGCCAUGCUGCUUUUAUUCGGUUAAAGAUGAUUACGUAACAUCAGUCCAAAUACAGGUACUGCUUUUCUACUUCCUAGCGGGAUAACGUAGGAUUUUGGUCAAAGUAGGAAUUUUAUUUCAGUUGGGGUACGGAAUGACGGGAAAUUCUUCCCAGUCUUCUUCUCAGGAUAAACUCACGUAUGAGUAGGAGGAUCAUCAAGGGUUGCUUUGACACGAUAAUAAUUAUACUACAUCUUUACGACUCACUUCUCUUUCAAUAUUAUGGCUGUCAUACGAAAUAUGACAUGACUUCAUGAUAUGGGCGUGGUCAUAUCAAAUAUGAUGGACAGAAGGCAGGAUGUCGAAAAAAUGGUUUUCAAGAAAAAAGGGAACAAAAUCCGAAUUCUCAUAGUCGUUCCUCGCUGUAUCACACUUUUUCAUGGAUGGAUGGAUGGAUGGAUGGAUGGAUGGAUGGAUGGAUGGAUAGGGUGGGUGGGUGGACGGACAGAUGGAUGGAUAGAGUGGGUGGGUGGAUGGACGAAUGGAUAGGGUGGAUGAUGGACAGAUGGAUAGGUUGGGUGGAUGAUGAAUGGAUGGAUGGGCAGAUGGAUGGAUGAAUGAAUGGGCGGAUGGAUGGAUGGAUCAAUGGGCUGAUGGAUGGAUGGAUGGAUGGUUGGGUGGAUGAAUGAAUGGGCGGAUGGAUGGAUGAAUGGGAGGAUGGAUGGAUCAAUGGGCUGAUGGAUGGAUGGAUGGAUGGUUGGGUGGAUGAAUGAAUGGGCGGAUGGAUGAUGGAUGGAUGGAUAAUGGGCGGAUGGAUGAAUGAAUGGGCAGAUGAAUGGACGGAUGAAUGAAUGGAUGGAUAACUAUGUGUGAGAAGUACGGGGGGGGGGGUCACCAGGGGGCAGUAAUGACACAAUAAGUCAGACGUUAGCUUCCACCUUCUGACGUCAGCCAUGGCACGGCCGCCAUGACAGAGAGGAAAAAAGUUCUCCUCCCAUUCCGUGGGGAAGUGGUACGGUUUUGGUUUUUUACCUUGUCAUUCUUUCCAUUUGAAACCCUUUGUCGAGUUUAAAAGAUACAUUUGACGCUAACCGCUUAGCUUGCUAGUUUAAAGUUGUACAUGUACAAGAAAAAAUAUUGCAAUAAGAACGUCAUAUUUCUGACCAUGAAGUCGUAAUAUUAUGAGACCAAAAUCCUACAUUUAUGAGAAUAAAGUGUUACAUUUAGGAGGAGAAAGUGGUGUGUUUAUGUUCCAGGCAUUGCCUGAGACCGCUAUGAAAAGGGGGGGGGGCUUAUGUGACCUUUGGCCUUGGGCAUGUGUAUUCUCAAAAUAUUACCAUUUUUUUAAAGUACAGCUUUAUUCUCAAAAUCUGAAUGUUUUGAUUCUGCGAUGUGGUCCUAAUUCUCUGUCGUACUCAGAGCCCAAAAAUUUGCAGCCAAGGCAACUAUAGGGGUGUUAUUCCAUGUCUACAGUGCUCUAAUAAUAGAAAAUCCUAAAGCCUUUUUUUUAUUGGUUUCUGAAUCCUGUACUGCAAUCUGGUCUGGAACCAAUUAGGUGCCAUGAAGGAGGGGCUUGUUCGCCAUCUUGCAUCUUCAUCUUUGUCAUUGGCUUGGCUGACUGUAUCCCACCCCCCCUUUAACGUGACAGGACCCCCCCGCCCCUUGGACUCUUAUGCAUUUUCCAUGACUUAGGAAGUUGACAGUAAACGUAUACGUACAUAUAUAGAUAUAUAUUCCUCAACAUCUAUGUAGAAUACAUCUAUGUAGCUGCGGUCACACUGCCAGCCAGUGCCAAGCAAGCACGACGACCCCCACCCCGCCCCCCCACCCCACCCCCCAGGUGGUCUCUAUGCAUUGUGUUCCUCAGCCUCCUUACGUAGCAGGAAGUGCGUGCGCGCUUUUACGGGCCUUUUGGAAGUGCCUUCGGUAGAAGACGCCUGGUCCAGAAGCGGCUUGGGAGCUGAUCUGAGACCAGGGCGAUGGCGUUGGCUAUGGCGAUGGCUGUGGCGAUGGCGGAGAGCGCGUGGGAAAGUCCAAUUUGUUGUUUUUCCGAGGUGGGACGGGUUGAAGUCCUCAGAAUGCACUCCAGGGCUAGACAGACCACUGUGGAACUCAGUCCUUCUAUCUGGUGUUUAACACUACAGUAUGCAGCUCUAGCAACAAGAAGACUAGAUAUAUACAGAUAUACUAUAUACAUAUAUAUAUAUAUAUAUAUUACAUGUAUUUUCACUAGGUGACACGCCUAGGAGGAUCUGACCGUCGAGUUAGCAUGUUUAUUUGUUUUUACGUUUGAUAUGUUUGUGUUUGCUUGUCAGUCGGGUGAUGUUGUCAUAAAACGAAGACGCUAGCCAGAGUAACUCAUCCCCACCUUUAGUGACUUCCACUGUUAUUUAAGCGUUUUUUUAUCACUCUAAUUAUUGCUAGCACACAGGAAGACGCAGAUAUUCCAAGCGUUCCUGUAUCCUGUCUUUUAUGGUGCCAAAUCCACUACGUUUCACCCUCCUUGUUGUCUCUGUUUUGCACUUGUUGAGCUGUGAACCUUCAAGGCGGGACUGAUGGCGGCUUUCCAGUCCGUGCUCGGUACUCCAUCACCCUCCUGUCGUCAUCUUGUUGUUUUCCUCUCGCAUCGCUUCCUCCCGUUUCACUCUCCAGGGCCUUUUUAUUCUCAAUGACUGGUGACUUCUAGAAAAGAAAAGAAAAGAAAAGAAAAGGGAUCUAUUCUUGCACACUUUUUCACAGGAAAUGGACUAUUGGGCUGAAAAGAAUCCUCCAAAAGUCUGAUGUUGCUAUUUUUGUGUGUAGCUAGCAUGUUGUAGGGAAGACGCAGGAUGGGGCGCUUGUACUUGUAGACCACGCCGGGUACCGAUUCAACGUCUCUUUAUAUUCAAAGAAUGUGAUUUGUAUGUCCAGACAUUAACAUGAGAAUAAAAGUCUUUUUUUUGUGUCUGUAUCACAACAUCAAGA